AACAGAUUGAGUUUUGUAACUACUACAUUCGAUCCAAUCCUUAAAAAAAGAAAGAAAGAAAAGUGAAAAUCAGUUGAAUUUUCCGGCGAAAGAAUUAGCAAUGGCGGUCAUCGCUGAAGAGCCCAUUCUGUCUAGAUUGGGCCGUGUGGAUAAUAUGUUGAGGCAACUAGAAGAAAUUAGAGGAAGCAGCAACAGGUCUCCAAAGAGCUCGAUUGCAUCUACUCCAUCAAGUGGGACACUUACAAGUGAAGGUCAAGUAUCAUCCAUUGAUUUUUCUCCAAAAUGUCUAGAGAAGCACUGCCGUCCGAUCAACCGUGUGAUGACUGAGACUGAAAUCAAAGGCACUCUCAUUGAGAGGCUUGAUCAGGCAGAGGAACGUUUACUUAAGCUGUGUAUUCAGUUGGAGGAAGAGCUUGUGACUGAGAGGAAGGAGGAACAGAAGAAGAUUGAGAAAAAGGAGAAGAAAGGUCUAAAAGGAUUUGUUAAGAAAGUGGUUAAAGGAGGACAAAAGAAAAUUAAAACAAAGGAGUAGUGUGUUGUUUCUUUA
Jatropha curcas is the source of this 547-nucleotide messenger RNA. RefSeq lists its product as uncharacterized. NCBI's taxonomy places the organism in Eukaryota, Viridiplantae, Streptophyta, Magnoliopsida, Malpighiales, Euphorbiaceae. The record is from RefSeq and is a predicted model, not a curated record.